AUCGCCGUUCGAGCGUGUAAACGCGCCUACGUUCGCGUUAACGCACCGUCUCGUGGUUACGCUAUUCCGCCAGACGAAACACGUUAGUGUUUUUCUCUCUCUCUCUGUUUCGCCUUCUCUUUCGUUCUCUGUCUCUCUCUCUCUCGCUCGCAUCUUUCUCGGUUUCGUCGCUUCCUCUGUCUCUUUCCCUUUCUCUCCGUGGUACUCUCAAUGCUCUCGGCAUCUCUGCGGAAGUCGCGUGUGUGAAGGUUUUUUCGCGUACGUGGACAUCGGCGACGACGCGAAGUGAUCCGUACACGAGUGCCAUUACCCCCCGGGGGAUACAAAUCUUGCGCGUCAUUAUGCAAUAGACAUGCAGCUGACGAGAGUGAACUGCCUCCUCAGCUAAGGACGAGGACGGCGGUGGUGCUGUGCGGCAUGUUGUUUUUAUAUUUGUUUUCUAAUACUGUGCCACGACGAGGAAACGCUGCCGCUGCCGCCGCCGCCGCCGCUCAUUUGGUUUUCUAUAUUUCGCGACGAGUAAUCACGUGGGAAUGCGUCAAGCGAUGCUAGCCGUACCUGUUAUUAAUCUCAACAACAUGUACACUCGGUAGUGAUAUCUAGUGUAAUUAUGUGCAACGUACCAUAUAGCAGUGGCUAACGCGAAUUUUACACCUUCGAAUACGCUUCCUUCCUACUCCGCUUCCUUCUCUUCCUUUUUACAUCACUUCUUCCCUCCUUCCUUCCCCCCUUCCCCCUCUUCUCCCUCCCGUCAUUUACACCUCCUGGCUUUCUCAAAGUGUUCUUUGAACUUUCUUUCAUGCGCGUCCUCCUGUUUCGACGUACUCCAAUUUUUUAAUAACGCGUUGUUAUCGUUCGCCGGCAGUCGCAUACCGCUUUGGGUUAGUUCGAAGUUCACCGCUCGAAAAUAGUGAUCCAGCGCUGGAACAUAUAUCUUCGUGGGAAGAACGAUCUCUCUCGCCUUUCUGACGUUCUUCUUAUGUUAUCUUGCUGUGCCUGGAUGUUACUUCUACGAGGAACGUUGCCCUGAAUAUUCUGCAACUUUAAAUAUGCCUUCUGUCUGCGUACAAAAAAAAGAAGGUUAAUUAAUGUCAUCGAUCGGCUUCGAGCAUACAAAUGAAGAAAUUAAACAUCAUGGGCAUAGAAAAGACUGUCGAAACAACAUAAUGUUUAACGAGGAAUGAAUAGGGAAUAAGGAAAACGAUACAAAGGAAGAAGAAAAUCAUAAAGGGGAAACUUAUUGGGGGGAUAAGAAAUAUAAUAAAGGCGCAGGAUAACAAACUAGUAAUGGAUGAAUGGGAGUGAGCACAGCGUAUGUGAAGUGCAGGCGUGGGUGCGUUCGCACGUGGGAGCCUCUGGAUGUCGAGGCCGCAGCACUGGCAGUGUCAGUGGCAGUGAUGGCCCCUGCUCUGACGGAAGGCGGUCCUCGAAAGCCUGAAAAUUUGUUCCCUUCCCUUCCAGCUGGUGGGUUCCUUUCCCCAGAGCAGGCUGUACAAGUGUGUCAGAAUCGUGAAAUUCUGGCAAAAUUUGUUGUCUCUGCAAACGUUCAACCAUCUAAGAUUGAUGAUCAGUGUUUACAUGGUAUAUCCAAAGAUCUCAUUCGUGAUGUCAUCAAUUCGAAAUACGCCAACGAUCUUGAUAGUUUGUCUACAUUUACGCACGGAUCUGACCUGAUUACAAAAAAGGCAUUAAUUAAACAGGACUGUGAACAAACAGACAUUCUGGGCAGUCCAGAGAAAAAGUUGACUGAUAUUAUAAUGAACGACCCAUCUAUGGGUGAUCAAGCGGAUAAUAUGGGUUUCUUAAAAUCAAGCGCAGACUUGCCUUUGGUAUGCUCAGAAACUGUAGGAGACAAUAAAAAUCUAGACGUGGAUCAGAUAAUGGCCUUCGGAACCGAUAUAACUACCGAUAGUGAGCAGUGUAACAUGGGCAAUGUCGGCGAUAUUGGACAGAAUGUUGAAGAUAUUUUGCAAGUUAUUAAAUCUAUCGAAGGAGCGGAGAAUGCAGAGAAUAUAUCUGCAGGCAGCAGCGAACCAGUGCAAAGCACCGUGGAUGGAGUGGAGAUGUUUUCUAUGCCCGAGGAAGGAUUCUCCUCCUUUGAACGGGAUUUACUUAACGACGUUGAUGUUAUGAGUAUUUGCAAUCAUAUGAAUAUUGCUGACACAGUGGACCAACAUAAAACCAACAACUUAAAGUUGCAGCAGGAUAUUGUUGCACAAAAACAGUUUGAGAACGAAAGGAGAUGCGCAUUUCUACUAAGAAGACUGAGGAAGCUUCAAGUAAGAUUAAUAGGGAGGCAUGUUGCGGAAGAAAAUACAGGAGUUCUUGAACUUGCCCACCAUGGAGUGAAGAAAUAUCUUUUUCAAGAAUUGGUUAAUAUCAGUUCUAAGUCUAAUGUUAGAAACUUUCCUGAGAUUAGUAGUAGUUUGAAUUCGUUUUUGCAAAAAAUUGAAAAAAUGUGUGUUGCUCAGAGCAAUAGUGUGAAUCGUCAGCGAUUAUGUUGCCGAUAUUUUGGUGGUGGAUCGCGCGACAGUUUGGGUAGUACUUCGGGCAAUAAUGGUAAUCGUCAGCCAGUGUUUGGUACCCCUCAAGUUAAAGUUAAAGGUGAUGAAGUGGAGAAAGUGGCUGGACCUUUAGCUACGCAACUGCAUAUUGUUGAAUCUAAUCUUGAUUCCGAUUGUACUGCGUCCAGUAGUGGUGGAGAAAGUUGUGAUGAAAUGCAGACAUUUAAUAAUCCGCAUCAACAACAUUUAUCUAUAUCAAAAAGAGCAGCAUGGAGGUAUGCUCAAGAUCGUGCAGGUGUAGCAGCAAGAUGGACAUGGUUACAAGCACAAAUAUCAGACUUGGAAUAUAGAAUUAGACAACAUAAUGAAUUGCAACGGCAUAUUAGGUCUAACAAGGGAUUAGUGAUACUUGAUAAUGCAGAAGCAGUGAAUGGGUAUAGUGGCGUUUUACCAGGUUCUACAGGACGUUAUAAUUCACCGGAAAGUGAACUGCCAGCUAGUAGAACACGGCCAUUCGUUUGGAGUUUUUAUAGGAAGAGGAAAUUAUUACAAGUAGACAAAUUACAUGAAGUCUCGAAACGAGCAGCAAAAGCAUCAACAGUAAGGUGCAAUUGUGAUAAUGUAUUACCACCAUGUGCUUUAUGCACUGGAAGAUUGGAUCCGAUGCAACCGCAGGAACCAAUUGAACAGAUGUCUGUACAAGAACGGAUUGCACUUGUUGAUCCUUGUUACCAUCCUGUUUUGUCAUUUUCUGAUGAAAUUACGCAAGGAACUCACCUUGAAGCUAUCAUGAAAUCAGUGGAGUGGCAGCAAAAAAUGUUAAGAGGAAAUUUACGAAUUACACGACUGAAAGAUAAAGAUAACAAUGAGAGAAGGAAUAAAAAACUUCCAAGCCAUAGAACAAAAUAUACAGCUCGGUUAAAGAAGUCGUCUUCAACUAUUCUUACAGCGAGAAUCAAGAGAAAAAUGUUGAAGGGCAAAAGGAACAGGCUUGGCCAUGAUAGAAGCGUGCACAGUAUAAGUAGAAAGAGGGUGCAGAAAUUAGCAACCGAAGACGAUGAUGAUAUUAGCGCACUUUCCAGCUCUAGUAAACAUUCGUCUCCGGUACCUUCUCCGCUGCACCAUACUGCUGCUUCUUCAGAGAAAAAUACUGUUAAAGAAAAAAGCUCCACUUCUCAUGGACGUCUGAGGCAAAAUUCAUAUGAUAUCGAUAAUAUUGUUAUACCAUACAGCGUAGCUGCUUCAACUAGGCUCGAAAAACUACAAUAUAAAGAAAUAUUAACACCAAAGUGGAGGUUAUGCGAUGAACCAUCAAAAUUGGAUAUUAAAAACGGUGUUAUGCAUAGGCCUAGUCAAGAUAGUGAUUUCGAAGAUAUGUCGGAUGAAACUAUUGCUUUGAGGCACGAACGGAGCGAGCGAGAGGAAAACAAGCGUUUUAUGACGUAUGUGAAUAUGCCACAUCAGUCGCGUAUUCGUCAUAACCGCAGGACGGAUAGUCGGGCAGACAGUGGUGCAAAUACACCAGAUCCUAUGUCCCCUCACGCAAGUGAUUUUGGCGGGGAUAUAAUGUCGCCAAUUACAUCACCUCCAGCGACUCCAUCGCAAAUUCAAGACUCGGAACAUCAACAAAACUCCGAUACGCAUCGGUCACACACAUCUGCUUUACAAAAUGCUUUGCGACGUCGUACCACGCCUACAUUAAGACUAGGAAAGGAUGACACUAUCACUUCGUUAAAUGAAGACGAAAAUGAGAUUUUGCCAUACGAACCAAGAGUAUUUCCAUUGACCGAAGAAGUUUAUGACAAAAUGUUAGAAGUGAUGCCAGACGGGCAUUGGCAGGCUUCGUCAGCGUCUCUUUGUUCCCGCGAAGAAGAAAAAGCAGACGAUGUAGACGAUAAUGUUUCGUUUCUAGGACGGAGAAAUGGAUUCUCCAGAGUCAGACUCGACGGAAUCGGCUUGUUGUGACAUAGAAGGCGAGGAUCCCAAUGAUCCUGAAUGGACAGUAGCUGACGAUAGGGAUACUGAAAAGGAACGAAUACGUCCGACAGCUAAAAGAUAGGAUAAAACCUUUAAGUACAGUAUGUCUACAUCGUCGUUACUAUAUGCAGAAGCUACCUGUCAAUUGUUAUAUAUACCUGUCGGUCAUGUAACAUGCACCUUAAGUUAAUGGUAUUACGAAUCUGUAAAGUGUAUUAUAAAUAUAAAUUUUAUAACUUCUUUCUGCUUAAAUCAAUGGAAAACCUUAAUAAUUGCUUUUAAGUAUUGCUAUU
Messenger RNA from Colletes gigas, 4774 nucleotides. RefSeq names its product KAT8 regulatory NSL complex subunit 1 (gene nsl1). Gene Ontology annotation, cellular component: NSL complex. The coding region runs from base 1296 to 4469 and encodes 1057 amino acids. The transcript has 11 exons. NCBI's taxonomy places the organism in Eukaryota, Metazoa, Arthropoda, Insecta, Hymenoptera, Colletidae. The record is from RefSeq and is a predicted model, not a curated record. Gene Ontology annotation, molecular function: histone acetyltransferase binding.